Molecule: messenger RNA, 1515 nt
Organism: Penicillium nucicola
Lineage: Eukaryota; Fungi; Ascomycota; Eurotiomycetes; Eurotiales; Aspergillaceae
Product: fungal specific transcription factor domain-containing protein
Exons: 3
Coding region: 334-1515 (393 amino acids)
Biological process (GO): positive regulation of transcription from RNA polymerase II promoter by galactose; DNA-templated transcription
Cellular component (GO): nucleus
Molecular function (GO): zinc ion binding; RNA polymerase II cis-regulatory region sequence-specific DNA binding; DNA-binding transcription factor activity, RNA polymerase II-specific
Source: RefSeq, a predicted model, not a curated record
CACAUCCACAGCCCAGUCUUACUCAAGAACCAUCCUCGAAACGAAGGCGUGUCGCACUGGCAUGUCAACAUUGCCGAGAGCGCAAGGUACGGUGUGACGGAGCGAGGCCAGUUUGUGGUGCGUGCCAGAGACGCGGAGCUACAGAUCAGCCUUGCGAGUAUUUAGUAUAUCCAUUCGUUACGUGCCCAUGUUGCAGAUCUGCAAGAAGGAGCCCCUCACGAACCACUCGAAUCGCCGCCCCGCCCCCAGACUGGGAGCAUCCUUCCAAGCCAAGGGUUUGGAGUACAACGCUCAUCCCCAGUUGGUAACACACUUCCCAUAUCUCUCGGUGCUAUGGGCGCAGCUUUACCAAGUACGCCCGAAGAAGCGGGUUACGAUCAGUACUAUGGGCGGUCAUCUUUAGUGUCCUUGGUUAACCAAUACGCUCAAAAGUCACCUGGCCGCCAAUCAGUCGAAUCUCAGGCUGGACCUGCUAUACCAAGUCUUCUAGCCUCAUCAACCAAUUCGGCUGGCGCCAACACUUCUUCGACAAAUAUGGCGGUAUUGCUAUCGGACGACUUUUCGCUUCCACCCAGGAGAUUGGCAGACUGGCUUUUAGAAGUAUAUUUCGCCAAUAAUCAUAUAUUCUACCCCUGGGUGCACAAGGACACGUUUAUGGCUUCAUACGAGAAUAUAUGGACGAAUCAAUCCGAUGAUGCAGACGCAGUUCUUCCGGAUGUGGGUCUCGGCAGUCACAACUGUCCAUCUCGAUUAUUCCAUUGCGCUUUGAACGCUAUGUUUGCUAUCGCUUGUGAAUUUUCCAACAUGGAUCCUUGCCAAAAACGAAACUCUUCCAUGAUGUUUUACGAACGAAUGAAAAGCUCGAUGAACAUUGAUAUUCUCGACAGUGGAAGCUUGGCCCAUGUCCAGGCGCUAUUGCUGAUCGCAAUAUAUUUGCAAUGCACGCCAUACCCGAAGAGAUGCUGGAAUGUAAUAGGAAUGGCACAUCGAAUGGCUGUCGGGCUCGGUCUACAGAACCGUAGCCAAUUCAACAAUUUGACUGUUUUGGAAAAGGAAAUCCGCUGGCGAGCAUGGUGCGCAUGUGUCCAAAUGGAUAUAAUUUCCAGCAUGACAAUGGGUCGUCCACCCAUGACACCGAACUCUUCGCACACACCACUACCCUCACCGGUCGACGACAAAUAUCUUGCCGCUGAGGCUCAGCAGCCCGAAGGGACUAUAUCGAGUAAUCAGUUUCUACACCAGAAUAUGAGACUGAUAGGAAUUCUUUGGAAGAUCUUGUUAAAGGUCUACCGCAGUGAGGACGAAGGUCCAGCAGAAGAGUCGUCAUCGGCCCCCGAAGGCUUCAAGGCCAUCAUGGACCUGGACAGAUUACUGGAAGAGUUCACAGCUUCACUUCCCCCAUCUUCGCGUGGGGCUCGUCAAGUCCUCAAAACGCCGACCACACCUUCCGUCGCCAAUCAAAUGUUCUACACGCUAGGUAAGCUUGCAGAGUAUUCAGAAUCAUCAUCUCACUGA